CAUUUAUUCAACAUUUCCACUUGCAAACCAUCUAGGACUUGGAAGUACACUUAUGUAAUGCAGAAAGCUUAAAAGCGUGAAAAAAUGACAACUUUCAACAUCACUAUUUUUCUGUUUUUCAGCUUCUUUUUGAAAGGUACCAUCACUUCUGAAGCCACAACUACUGUGACCCAGUCAGAUCUAACAAGCCUUGGGAUCACCAGCAACGGGAGUACAACAAGCAAUUCAAAUGCUUCCGUCAGUACUGGAGAGACACGGGUUACGACUAAAGCGCCAAACAGUUCUUCAAUGACACCAUCUGUACAAAGUGAAAAUUCCACAUCUAAUGUUUCUGUGAUGACUGAAUCAACAGUUGCAGUUAAUGCAAGCACUGAUGAUAAUUCAACAUCUUUCUCGGUGACAUCCAAUGGACAGAGUACGUACUCAACGGCAGCAUCCAGCACGAAGGACAUAAAUGGUCAGAUAUCUAUGCCAACCCCAACUCCUGCUACAAUUGGAACCAACUCGUUGUCCGUAAUAGCCUUUGCUGUGAUCAUCCUGAUCAUAAUCCUUGUGAUAGUUGUGGUGAUACUCGCUAGUGUCAUCAUCCUGAGGUUUAAAUGUUGUGGCUGCCAGGAAACACCACAAGACACAAGUAAGGCACGAAGUGAGGGACCAUCAGAAAGCUCUCAUGCUAAUGGAGAAAAGGAAAGCAUCACUUUGGUUUCUAUGCGAAGUCUUUACACAGAAGCUGGAGGUCAAGAAUCAUCAGCGCAGGGGUAUCUUCAAAAUGAGUCCAAUGAAAUUGAUGAGACGAUAAACAAUUUCAGCAAAUAGAUGAUAUCAAGCUGGUGUAGAAGGACUGAAGUCAAUGCUGUGGAUUUGUACAAAAUAGAGGAACACGGGAAACUUCAUUGUCAUCUUACGGAGUAGGGCAUGGUUCUAUUUGACACUUGUAAUAAAGCAGCUUCUGAAAAAAAGUUCCCAUGUAGUAUCAUAAGCUAUUUUUCUAAGUGAUGUAACACUUUAGGUACUAAACACUGAAAAACAUCACAAAUGUAACAUUUGUGCAACUUGUAACUUUAACUAAAGUAUAAGUUAUGAUGAUAAUUUUGACAUUGGAUAAUGGAGUCAAAAUUAACUGGCAUCCUGUAAAUUUUAAAUAUAAUUUACUUUUUGAAUAUAAAUGUUACAGAGGAAUAACUUAAAUUUGAAGAUUUGAGUUGAUUUCAUGUCAGAGCAGGAGGCAAAACUAAACUUCUGUUUUAGAUUCUGUUUAGCCAUCCUGGCAAAACUAUUCAUAUAGCUGCACUGUAAGGAACAUUGAAUAUGCAUUGCAAUUCAACAAAUACUCACAUGCCUUCAGGUAAUUACAUAACUAAUUUACAAGUUGAUUUCUUCCUUUUCUUUAUGUCUUCUGCAAGUAAAUGAAUUCUGCAAUAAAACUCCCAAAUAUAAAGGAGCCAAAAUUUUGGUUAUUCCAGGGAACUGCUGCGGUUUUCAGUUAAAAGGGCCAGAGAAGUGACUGCAAGUUUUACAAGAUUCUUUUUCACUCAUUACAUUGAGUACUGUGAGAAUCAGACAACCCACCAACAGCAAUGCAAUGAAUAUAGGACAGGGAUGGGGAUAGUUUUUGUUCAGAUUUGUCAGACAACCCUGGGUAUAAGCUUGGAGACUGGUACAGACCGGCCUUGGGAAAAAAAAGAAAUGUAACUUUCACUGAAGAAGAUCAGACCAGAGAAGACUUGUGGAUCCUUGAAAGAGUAUCUAAAUAUUUUUAUUGGUAUGAUUCCACAAGAGAUUACAGAUGAAUUUAAAUGAAAUCUCUACAAAAUUAUUAGUAAGGCAUCAAUCCCUGAUAGCCAUGUGUGCAAGUUUCUCGUUGUAUGAUGCAGAAAGGCGUUAGAGUUGCAUUGUCAGCUGAUCCUGAUAGGAAAUGCUUAUCUGCUCAUAACUUGCAAUUUUUGUAUAGGCUAUUGGUCAGUAGUUCUCAUGAAUACAGCAAAUUAACUUAGCUUUAUCAAUCAUUUAAAUAAGAAGUUAAGGUAAACAAAGAAACAAUAACAUAGCAAAUUAUUUCACUUCUUGAAAUUUAUUUUCUUAUUGUUCAGUACCAUAAAAUUUAGAAAAUAACUUUCAGAGCUUUUGCAUUUUGAGUUUAGCAUUGUAUCAAGGUGCUGCAGUGCACUAAAAACAACAGAUUUCGAAGACUCUGAUGGCUAAGUUAUCAAUGCACAUCUGCAAAAUGACAGGAAUCCAGAAAUUAUUGCUGCACCUAUUAGUAGUUGCAUAUUUAAAAGGUUCACAUGACAUUCAUCUGCCUGCUCUACCUGUAAAACAUUCAAUUGAUAAUUUUAAAAUACUAAUAUUUUGUCAAAAUAAUGCACAAAUCAAUCUUCCCCACACUACUUUGACUUAAUUCAAUCCUAGAAUGUGAGAUGUGAAAUCUUAAGGCCAGAAGACCAUUCCAAUCAUCUUUCCAUUAUAAUUACUGAUUGUUUUCUGAAUGACCUAUCUCUGGCAACCAGUUAUCCAUCAACAUGUUUCAGUAAGUGACACACUGAUUUGGUGAGUAUAAUGGUUUGGGGUUCAAACUAUCAAAUGAUUUGAAUUGAAUUAAAUUGACUUUAUUACUUACAUCCUUUACAUACAUGAGGAAUUAAAAACCUUUACGUUAUGUCUCUGCCUGAAUGUCCAGUGUGCAAUUUAUAGUAAUUUGUAAUAAAUAGUAUGUACAACAGGACAGUCAAUAUAGCAUAGAAAUACAAUUGUAUAAGCAUGAAUUAAUCAGUCUGAUGGCUCGGUGGAAGAAGCUGUCCCGGAGCCUAUUGGUCCUGGCUUUAAUGCUGCGGUACCGUUUCCCAGAUGGUGGUAGCUGGAACAGUUUGUGGUUAGGGUGUCUUGGGUCCCCAAUGAUCCUUUGGGCCCUUUUUAAGCACCUGUCUCUGUAAAUGUCGUGAAUAGUGGGAAGUUCACAUCUACAGAUGUGCUAGGCUGUCCGUACCACUCUCUGCAGAGUUCUGCGAUUGAGAGAAGUUCCCAUACCAGGCAGUGAUGCAGCCGGUUAGGAUGUUCUCAAGUGUGCCCCGUAGAAAGUCUUUAGGAUUUGAGGACUCAUGCCAAACUGUAUAUAAUCAACAUCAACAACAUUUCAAUGCAAGACAAAGAACAUUGAAAUUAAAGAUACAAAAUUGCAAAGGGCAUAUUAAUCCAAGUUCCAACUGUCUCUCCCGGAAAGGCCACCAG
This is a messenger RNA of Mobula hypostoma (lesser devil ray), 3225 nucleotides long. It is a transcript of the gene ecscr, whose product is annotated as endothelial cell surface expressed chemotaxis and apoptosis regulator. Lineage: Eukaryota; Metazoa; Chordata; Chondrichthyes; Myliobatiformes; Myliobatidae. The record is from RefSeq and is a predicted model, not a curated record. The transcript has 11 exons. Bases 85 to 816 code for a protein of 243 amino acids.